AUGAUUCUUACACAGAGGGCAUUCUGGAUUGAUAUUAGGAACAACUGCAUUUUUAAAGACAUCGAUCCACACCCAGUUAAAGUGCUAAAUGUGGCUGGUCGCAUUGGGCUAGAUUAUUGGAAAAUUAACUCUUGUCCUCCUAAAAAAUCUACUGGAAAGGUUAACAUCAAGUGGGAACCACCGCCGUUGGACUGGAUUAAAGUGAAUUUUGAUGGUUCGGUGUGUGGGAAUCUGGCUGCUACUGGUUUUGUGAUUCGUGACUGGAAUGGUAAUGUUCUUUUAGCUAGCGCUAAAAACUCUGGUCAAGUUUCUAUUACAGUUGCAGAGUGUUUGGCUCUUCGGGAUGGUCUAGCGCAUGCUAUUCAUAAGGGUUGGCGAAAGAUUCUUGUGGAAGGUGACUUAAAGCUUAUCAUUGAUUGUGUUAAUAAUCUGGUUUCGGUUCCCUGGAGCAUAAGUAUCCUUGUGCAAGACAUUCGGUUGCUCAGUUCUUAUUGCGAAGAGAUUUCUUUUAAGCACAUUUUUCGAGAGUCUAACUUUACUGCUGAUGCUGUUGCUAGCUUAGGCCAUAGUCUUACUCCCUCCCUAGGGGUCUACCGUUAA
This is a messenger RNA of Prunus armeniaca (apricot), 600 nucleotides long. The record is from the annotation of a GenBank genome assembly. NCBI's taxonomy places the organism in Eukaryota, Viridiplantae, Streptophyta, Magnoliopsida, Rosales, Rosaceae.